AUGGCAUCUAUUACGGGCUCCUCUUCGAAUAUUGUUGGCGGAUGGGCCUGUCUUGUCUUGCAAGACUGGGACCAACGUGUGACGCAUGAAAAGCUCCCGCAAGGCCUCGCCCCUCCUCUCAAGGUUCGAAGGGGUGAACAGGCUUGGGUUUUCAACCGGAUAGGGGACUAUGGAUGGGUUCCCCUGAGAGUCUUGCAGAGGGGCGAGCAGAGAGCCAAGCCACUUCCCAUUGAGCUCCUGACCCCAACACGGCUCAUGCAAGCGGGCGUAUCCGAUCCCGGCCCGUCUGAGAACACCCUGCAGGAGACCCUUCGUUGCCUUUGGAGAACUAUCAAGAGCAAUAGGUCCAUCAUCACUGAGAUCGUCCCGGGCAUGUCGGAAGCCAGCAAGAAGGUUCUUUUCCACGAGUUUGCAGCGCGAUAUGCCGAUAUCAUCUACUCAUCCAUUCUUCCGCAAGCCCGUACCAUCAUGAGUGGUGGAUCGUUCACGCCUAGCCAACUAAGAACUCUGACACCGGUCAGUGGCUCUUGGCCCAAGCAACCCGGAGUCUAUCUCAUCAUUUACGGCGACUUUGGAACCCGAAAGAUCGGCUCUCGCGUGUAUGAGGCAGCGGCGUACAUUGGCCAGACCAACAACUUCCAAACGCGCCUUUCUCAACACCAGGCUCGGGCUCAGCUCGAAUCGAGUUCCAACCACUACCGACUUGCCGCGCGAGCAACGCAGAAGAGAAUGGUGCCCCUGAUCCUCCAAAACACCAAUCAGGUCCCCACUCGUUUCCUCGACAUCGCCGAGUUCUCCAUGGUCUGCCUCUUCCGGUCCUGGUACCCGGGCCUGUUCAGCCCCAGCGAUGCGAACGCCGUUGGAGCGUAUGCUGCUGACUUUGAUGCGGCCCUCGUAUUUUCUCGGCUCAUGGACCAAGUCUCUUCCAAGACAGGUUGGGGCACGAGCCCGACAUACGGUCUGAACUGGAACACCCCCAUCCUUCGAAAUGCGAAGAUGGAUCAGCAAUGGACUGGUUGGUACCAGGAAGCCAAAUCCAUGUUUUACUUCCGAUCCCGACGCCAACUGCACAAGUCAAAGGAUGAAUACUUCCUUCGCUGGUAUGCAUCCGAGGCCGUCCGAAUUCCAAAGGAACUCUGGAACGAGGCUGGCUUCCAAGAUGGCCAGACUGUUCACGUCCUUGUCGAACUUCGAAAGCGUGGUGACGAGUAUCUCACUCAUCCAUUCCGAUACAUCCGUCUCCCUCCUACCGUUGGCAGAAACCCAGAAUUGGAGAAGCUCAGGUCUCUGGCCAUCAAGAUCCAGUGGUUCUGCGAGAGCACCAAGAAAUGGAAGCAAAGCUACCUCGAACGGACCAAGAUUUGGUCCACCAUGAGCAAGACAAACGAUAUCUUGCAGGCAUACCGUAGGGGCCUUAUGCUGCUCUGCGAUGUCGAGGAGACCAGUUACAGCGGCUGCCCUGACUGGGUGUUUCCACGCUGUCCAGCCAAGGUCCAGUUUCUCCGCUACAACCACCUUGAGCAGAAGUUUGUUGUUGAAAUCACUCAGCCGCGCGUUCUUGCUUGGCGUCAAUUCCCAGACACCGUUGUUGGUGCCCACCCAGGCCCUGGUUUCUUCACUGGGAAAGCCAAGCAACGGGGUAACUGUGAUGUUUGUAUUUCUCAACGAAGUACUACAAAGUGUGACCACAGUAGCGCUGACAAUUCGUGCCGGUGCUGCAGAGCUUUGCACCGUCCUUGUACUUGGUCCAGAGGCGCACAGAACGUGGAGGAUUUUCUUCAAGAAGAAGCGCUUGAGGAGCUUGGCAUUCCGUUGAACCCGACAAGACACGCUGGUGCUCAAAUCCAGGUAAUGUCGAACCCCCCUUUCAACCCCGAGGUUGAGGCCGAGGAGCAUGGUAGUCUAGAGGAAUAA
Messenger RNA from Fusarium vanettenii 77-13-4, 1914 nucleotides. RefSeq lists its product as uncharacterized. The transcript is spliced from 5 exons. Bases 1 to 1914 code for a protein of 637 amino acids. The record is from RefSeq and is a predicted model, not a curated record. Lineage: Eukaryota; Fungi; Ascomycota; Sordariomycetes; Hypocreales; Nectriaceae.